AUGGAGUGUGUGAAUGAAGUCCGGUAUAUUGUGAAGAGUAAAGAUCGUUGUGAGAAAGUCGUCCGUCAACACUACAUUCGUGACGACAUCUCAUGUGGUCUUCGGAAGUGCUCCACAUGUCGCCAAGAGAACAUGCGAUUGAUUGGAAAGUCGGUGUAUGCUAUCUUUGAUCAUAGUGUCUUAUUACAGCAGUCCGAUGCCCUUCAGACGGACAGUUUGACUGAUUUCAUCAUCUUGCAAACAGCGCUCAACUACGUCUCUAACACUUCCAAACAGAUUUAUAAGAAAAUACGACAAAUGAUCGACAACGACGAGAAGUCGGUCUUCCUUUUCCUCAACGAAUUUUUCAGAGAGACGUAUGUGAUGUCGCACACUGAAGAAUCGAUCCUCCACAGAGACGCGCGUGCGUAUGUCGCUGCCGUUAAGUGGUUGAAUACUCAUUAUUCGGUGAAUGGAUGCUCCGUAGUCUUAGUCACAAACACCGCGGAGAGGAAAGCAGACUUCAUCGCCAAUGGCGUCAACACGAUGACGUUUACCGAGUACGUGGAUAUGUACUACAAGGAUGACACACUCCUCCACGACAGAAUUAUACAACACGUUGAAACAGGAAAUACCGUCCUCUUCAAACCCUAUUUACCACAAGAAGUCCUUUUGAAGGGGAUUUCGGAGAAGAAGUACUUCCAAGGGACUGUGAGAAUGAACCGCUUGAACUAUAAAGAGGCGACUGUAUACACAUUACAAAAGGAAGAGAUAUUGAUCAGUGGUAUUGACGAUAUGAAUAGAGUGGUCGAAGGGGAUGUUGCCGUAAUCGAAUUAUACCCACGAAGUCAAUGGAAGAAAGAGUCGGCUGUGAUAUCAGUAGCACAAGAAACAGAAGGCGAAGCGAAAGAUAAGAACUCUGUUGUCGAUGUGACACAAGACGUCGAGGAACACACCCCCACAACCGAUCAAAACGCAAUGGAAACAGAAGGGAAUCCGACUGGAAAGGUUGUUGGUGUCUUGAAGAGGAACUGGAAGCCCGUCCCUGGUUAUAUCAAGAAGGAAAUUGGAGGGAAUUAUUCGACGAACUUGCUCUUCUUACCGACGAACAAGAGUUACCCACCCAUUCGUAUUAAAGCAAGAGACCCUGCUCGUUUGGCAUCACAACGACUUCUUGCAGUGAUUGAUCAAUGGGACACAACUUCACGCUAUCCAACGGGACAUUAUGUGGCAACGUUAGGAAACGUUGGAGAUCGAGCCAGUGAGACUGAAGCGAUAUUGGAACUUCACGACAUCCCCCACUACGAAUUUCCAGAAACGGUGUUAAGGUGUCUACCAAAACUUCCGUUUGAAAUUACAGACGAAUAUUUGAAAGGGAGAAGAGAUUUCAGACGAUGUAACGUGUGCUCGAUUGAUCCACCAGGAUGUAAGGAUAUUGAUGAUGCGUUGCACUGCAAACUCCUGCCGAAUGGCCACUUUGAAAUUGGUGUCCACAUUGCAGACGUCUCGUGCUUUUUGAAACCAAAUACAACGAUGGACGAGGAGGCGAGGAAACGUGGAACGACUGUGUAUCUUGCGGACAGGAGAAUUGAUAUGUUACCGAAGCCGUUAACGGAAAUUGUGUGUUCGAUUACUGAGAAGACCGACACAUUGACAUUUUCAGUGGUGUGGGAAGUUGAUGCGAACGGUGAAAUCAUCAAUUGUGAAUACACCAAAGGGAUAGUGAACAGCUAUAAAGCGUUUGCGUAUGGAGUGGCGCAGGGAGUGAUCGAUAACAAGGAAGACCAAAGCGACAGAGCCAAAGAGCUCCGCGCGUUGUUGAUGAUAUCAAAGAAGUUGAAACAGAAACGGCUUGAAGCUGGUGCGCUUGUACUUGCGUCGAGUGAAAUUAGUAUUGAGAAAGACGAGAAGUACAAUCCCGUUGGUGUGAAAGAGUAUCAGACGUAUGAGACGAACUCGAUGGUAGAGGAGUACAUGUUGUUGGCGAACGUUUGGGUUGCGAAGAAGAUCUAUGACGCAUUCCCACAAUGCGCGCUUUUAAGAAGACAUCCGCCACCCGACGAACACGCGUUUGAAUGGUUAUCGAAUGUUAUGAAGACAAGAGGACAAAAGCUCGACUUCUCGUCGUCCAAAGCACUCUCCGAUUCGUUGGCGAAUUGUGAGUCAAGCAAAGAUCCAGUGGUUGGGAAGAUCAUGAGGAUAUUAGUGACGCGGUGUAUGCAACAAGCGAAGUACUUUUCAAGUGGGUAUUUCCCGAUGAACGAGUAUCGACAUUAUGGGUUGGCGUGUGACAUCUACACCCACUUCACUUCACCUAUUCGUCGAUAUGCCGAUGUUCUUGUUCAUCGGUUCUUGGCUAUGGCGAUAGGGUUUGAUCGAAUUGAGUUGACAAUUACAAAGGAAAGUGUGAAGGAGAUUGCGGACAACAUCAAUUACAGACAUACAAUGGCACAACAUGCUGGUCGUGAGUCCAUUCAAAUGUACACACUCAUCUUCUAUAAAGAUAAAGAAGUUGAAGUUGAUGGGUAUGUGGUCAGAGUGAAGGGGAAUGGAAUUGUUGUGAAUGUCCCGACAUGUGGGUUGGACGUCAUCGUUUUCUUGGAUCCAAAACUCGGGUUCCAAAUCAACGACAAACAAAACGCCGUUCACAACGGAAGGAUGAAAAUUUCGGUCUUCGACAAAAUCCACGGCGUACUCAGCAUCGACAAAAGCAAUGAGUUCCAACUCAAACCAACACUCAAAAUCACUUCCCCAGUGAUUGAAUAA
Molecule: messenger RNA, 2745 nt
Organism: Entamoeba invadens IP1
Lineage: Eukaryota; Evosea; Mastigamoebida; Endamoebidae
Product: exosome complex exonuclease RRP44, putative
Exons: 1
Coding region: 1-2745 (914 amino acids)
Biological process (GO): rRNA catabolic process
Cellular component (GO): cytoplasmic exosome (RNase complex); nuclear exosome (RNase complex)
Molecular function (GO): endonuclease activity; RNA binding; 3'-5'-RNA exonuclease activity
Source: RefSeq, a predicted model, not a curated record